Kwoniella shivajii is the source of this 1311-nucleotide messenger RNA. RefSeq lists its product as uncharacterized. The transcript has 3 exons. The record is from RefSeq and is a predicted model, not a curated record. Gene Ontology annotation, molecular function: FAD binding. The coding region runs from base 1 to 1311 and encodes 436 amino acids. NCBI's taxonomy places the organism in Eukaryota, Fungi, Basidiomycota, Tremellomycetes, Tremellales, Cryptococcaceae.
AUGUCAUCAGUCGCUUCAACCAUUCGAAGUCAGAAAUCAGUACUCAUUUCUGGUGGGAGUAUUGCCGGCCCAGCGAUCGCUUGGUGGUUGCAUCGCUAUGGUUUCAAGACAACAUUGGUUGAGCGGUGGUCGGAGUUACGUCCGGGUGGUCAGAAUAUCGAUGUCACCAAUCAAGGGCUUGAAGUCAUUCGCAAAAUGGAUCUUGAAUCGACCAUUCUGGCUGCCAAUACGGGGGAGAAGGGUACCGUUUUGACUGAUGUCAAGGGCAACAACCGACUUGUGCUUCCUCUGGAUCAAGGUUUCAGCUUUACAAACGACACUGAAAUCUUGCGAGGUGAAUUCGCGAGGAUCCUCUACGAAGCAACUAUAAAGAAUACCGAAUGGCGAUUCGGUGAUCAGAUCAACGCCUUGGAGGAGAUCACAGGAGAUAAUGCCAAUGAUUAUGGAGGAGUCAAUGUGGAAUUCAAAAGUGGAAAAAAGGAGAUGUUUGAUUUAGUUGUCAUCGCGGAUGGGGUCGGAUCUAGGACCAGAAAACUAGCUUUCAGCGGAGAUGAAGUGCGAUUCAAAGCUCUAGGAUGCUAUAUAGCGUAUUUUACUAUACCUCUUGACCCCACCGAACCUCGAUCUGACCAGUGGAUCGUCACUCAUCUUCCCGGUAAACGUUGUCUUAACUUCCGCCCGGACGGUCAAGGCACAACUAAGGCUUUCCUUAUGUGGAUCGCGGACAAACCUUCUGGAGCUGAAAGACGACCCAUGGGUGAACAGAUCGAGUUCAUCAAGGAAGUAUUGCUCUCCGGGGAAGACCUGUCUAGUCCUCUUGUAGAUAGGGUUGUGAAAGGUCUCGAAACCACCGACGAUGUCUACCUUGAAUGGUCUGGUCAAAUCAAGGCCAAGCGCCUAUCGACACCGGGAGGCCAUAUCGGUAUGAUUGGCGAUGCUGCCUACUGCGGCACAGCCAUGUCUGGAGGUGGUACCACUUUAUCUCUCGUCGGUGCCUACAUGCUCGCCAGUGAACUUGCCAAACAUGCUGACAAUCCCAAAGCCGGGUUUGACGCCUACGAAAAAUGGAUGGCCCCUUUCGCGGCUAACAUACAGAAACUAGUCCCCGGUGUCCCACAUAUUGCGCUCCCCGCAACAAGCUGGGGCAUCCAUGUAUUCCACGCCGUAAUCAGACUAGUCGCGUGGAUUUCUAGAUCAAAACCUCUGCGAUGGGCUGCGGGCUUUGUGUUCAAAGACGAUAGGAGCGAGGUACCAUUGCCAGAUUAUAAAGAAUACGAAAGAAUUGUAGAUGCGGGAAAGGGCAAUGAGUAG